AUGCUGGGGCUACAGAAAAGAGUCUUCACCUCUGUCGUGCUGGGAGCUCUGGUGUCUGCCUGGAUCUUCUCAGGCACCUGGGCCUUUGCUCUAGUUUGCGGGGUGGCUGGUUCAAGGGCCCUGCUGGAGUACUACGGCAUGGCAGAGCGGGCCAGCAACGAGUGUAAGCCAGCCAAGAAGUGCGGGACUGUCGUUCUAUGGAGCAUGUACAUGACAGCAUGCGGGACUGCCUACGGCCUCCCGUUCGCCUACACGGACUGUGUGCUCCCGGUGGCGUACAUACUGAUCGUUGGCUACCUCCUGACAUUGAAGAGGUCGGAGAAGACGACAAUUUCCUCAGUGCAGACUACAUUCAUGGGCAUAUUCUACGUCGGAUACCUGGCCUCCUUCUGGGUUCGACUGCGGGCCCUCGGCGUGAUCCCGUCGGAGGAAGUGAGCCGGGUCAUGGCAGUCCCCAUGAUGCACGAGACCAUGCAAUGGAUUUCCUUCCUCGGGCUCGGAUCCGCUGACAUCUUCACCCAAGGCGCCGUCGUCACCUGGUGGACCAUGAUAUCCAUCGCGGCCUCCGAUGUCGGAGCUUACUUUGCGGGGAAGAACUUUGGAAAGACGAAGCUGAGUGACUGGACUGGAAUAUCGGUCAGCCCCAACAAGACGAUGGAGGGAUUCUUCGGAGGGGUCGCCCUCUGCUCGAUCUUUGCGACCACUGGAGCUCGUCUCAUGGGAUGGCCCCUGUGGAUAACCGGCCCAUUCUACGGCUUCAUGAUCUCUGCUCUGGGCCUGCUGGGAGAUUUGACAGUCUCGCUUUUCAAGAGGGAUGCUGGAGUCAAGGACACUGGAAAUCUUCUUCCUGGACAUGGAGGAAUCCUUGACCGCAUUGACAGCUACAUGCUGACAGCUGCCCCUGUCUACUACUUUGUCAAGGUAGGAAACUUUGACUAG
Messenger RNA from Guillardia theta CCMP2712, 939 nucleotides. RefSeq lists its product as hypothetical. Gene Ontology annotation, cellular component: membrane. The record is from RefSeq and is a predicted model, not a curated record. Lineage: Eukaryota; Cryptophyceae; Pyrenomonadales; Geminigeraceae. Gene Ontology annotation, molecular function: transferase activity, transferring phosphorus-containing groups. The coding region runs from base 1 to 939 and encodes 312 amino acids. The transcript has 5 exons.